Messenger RNA from Castor canadensis (American beaver), 492 nucleotides. It is a transcript of the gene Sec61g, whose product is annotated as SEC61 translocon subunit gamma. Gene Ontology annotation, molecular function: transmembrane protein transporter activity. Gene Ontology annotation, biological process: protein targeting; intracellular protein transport. Gene Ontology annotation, cellular component: membrane. Lineage: Eukaryota; Metazoa; Chordata; Mammalia; Rodentia; Castoridae. The record is from RefSeq and is a predicted model, not a curated record.
CUCGGCUUCCGGUUCCGACGGGCUUCUAACUGCUUCAGUGCUACGUGUCUCUGGCGUUGGGAGUAGGAACUCAGCGGGCAGGAAAUCAUGGAUCAAGUUAUGCAGUUUGUUGAGCCGAGUCGGCAGUUUGUGAAGGAUUCAAUUCGGCUGGUUAAAAGAUGCACCAAACCUGAUAGAAAAGAAUUCCAGAAGAUUGCCAUGGCAACAGCAAUAGGAUUUGCCAUAAUGGGAUUCAUUGGCUUCUUUGUAAAAUUGAUCCAUAUCCCUAUUAAUAACAUCAUUGUGGGUGGCUGAAUACAUUUUUGAAGAUCUUCAUCUUUGGGAUUAGUGAACAAGUGAGGGUUUGAGAAGCUUAUGAAGUAAAAACUUGUGUUUUGGGGUACUUUAUGGGGUUUUUCACCUUCCCUUCCAAAAUGUUUUUUAUUUCUAAAUUAAAAUAACUUCAAGCUUAAAAAAUAUUUCACCUUUUUUCCACCAGAUAUUUAUCAAAUU